Messenger RNA from Vollenhovia emeryi, 2946 nucleotides. RefSeq names its product WD repeat-containing protein 75. Gene Ontology annotation, molecular function: protein binding; RNA binding. Gene Ontology annotation, cellular component: nucleolus. Gene Ontology annotation, biological process: positive regulation of rRNA processing; positive regulation of transcription by RNA polymerase I. Lineage: Eukaryota; Metazoa; Arthropoda; Insecta; Hymenoptera; Formicidae. The record is from RefSeq and is a predicted model, not a curated record. Bases 143 to 2764 code for a protein of 873 amino acids. The transcript is spliced from 15 exons.
GUAUGUACUCACAUGGCUGCUACAGGCAAAACGAGUCGCAGACCAUGUGCUCACGCGUGGAGUUUCGAAAGAUAAGGUUCACAUAAUUUUCAAUUAAAUAUAUUUGUGUACAUUUUUUACGAGCGUGCGAAACCCGGUCAAAAUGAAGUUGGUCGAGGAGGAGGUCCAAGUGGUUAAAGAGGUCAAGCUUGUGGAUGCGAGCGCUAACCUCGCCGGUCUGGACGGUUUAAUUAUGAAGAAUACGAAAGGCGGCGGAAAAAUGAUUGUCAAGAGGAAAGGCGGCGGAAGUAUAAUUGAUCAGCGCCCGCUCUUUUCUACCGAUGGAGAAACCCUUCAUAUAGUCUGGAAGAAUGUCAUAAGGGCAUACAGCACACAAACGGGAGACUUUGUGCGGGAGUUUGAGCCCUCGGAGUACAGAAUUGCUGGAAUAAUAGCGCAUCCAGAUAACGCCAGUGUUAUUAUCGGUUGUACCGAGAAUGGUGAACUGCAUUUCUGGAAUUGUCAGAGUGGCAUCAUCACUAAGAAAUUACAAUUGAAAUCUUCUCUCACAACGGGCAAAGCAAAAAUCAAAACCUUUCACAUUGUGAAGUACAGAAUGGCUCAAGGAAAUGAGAUAUGUCAAGUGCUAGUAACGCAUUUCUCUGAUUGCGGGAAGAAAAUAUAUGUACUGUUAUUUGAUAUAGAAACUGGAAUGUGCAUAAAAUCAAUAUUUAUCUUCGCAAACUCACAAGAGUAUUAUAUCGAUAUAAUUGGGAAUUAUGGAGAGAAUUUAAUAGCGCUUUUACACGACGUAGAUUUGCACAUAUUAAAUCCAGCUAGAAACUUGGUCGAUAAAAUACACAAGACUGGCAAAACUGGUAGACUACCUACUUGUAUAGCGGGACAUCCAGAGGAAGAAUGUGUUGCCACGGGGGAUUCUACGGGUCGUGUAGUGGUAUGGAAAAGUUUAUUCCAGACUAGACCGUAUACAGCUGUUUUUCACUGGCAUACAUUACCGGUUACAGAAAUAGUGUUUAGCAAGUCAGGUGGCCACAUGUAUACAGGCGGUGGCGAGUGCGUAUUGGUAAAGUGGACUUUAGCGAAUCCACAACAUAAGUCAUUCCUUCCACGAUUACCGGCGCCUAUCAAACAUCUCACUAUCGCGCCAGAUAACUUGUAUGUUGCUGUAUCGACUUUAGACAAUGGUAUUGUAAUUGUAAAUCCUCAAAGAAAAAUGACGUCAGUUAUACAAAACUUUACGUGGGGCGUCGCUUCGUCGUCCAAAGAUUUAUUUCCUGCAGGGCUUAUUGUUGACCCGAGAACAGGUUGUCUCGUUCUAAAUAGUCGUACCGGACAUGUACAAUUUUACAACACACAUACUAAGAAUCUGUUAUACAAUAUUAAUAUUACUGCUCAAAAUUUUUUAACUCAAGAACGCAAUGCAAUUAUUGUAAAUACAGAAGUUACAAAAGUAGCUGUGAAUCAUAAUGGCACAUGGAUGGCAACAGUCGAAGAGCGAAAUGAUAAAGUCUCAUCUAUAGAAGUUAGAUUAAAAUUCUGGCUUUACGAUCUGAAAAAGCAAAUAUUUGUAUUAAAUACAUCCAUUGAAUUACCUCAUGAGAAUGGAGUAAAUGCACUACAUUUUCAACCGGAUACAACAUUUGACGAUGGAGAAUGGUUAGCAGUUACCACUGGGAAAGAUGAUAAAUUUAAAUUAUGGAGUUUAGGAAAAUCCUUCGCUACAGAAGAUAAAGAUACCAAACAUUGGUAUUGUUAUGGGGUAGGAGACUAUCGCAAUCUAGCUGCUACAGACGCUGGGUUUUCAAUGGAUGGUUCGUUAUUAGCUAUUGGUUUUCAUUCUACCUUAACUUUAUGGAUACCCGAAACAUGCGAAUUAAAAUCCAGUCUUACACAUUCUCAAUAUAACUAUCCAAUAACACGAAUAGAAUUCGGCAAACACGAGGCCUGUCACCUUGUUGUGGUCGUAUCUCAGCAGCACAUAACAGUUUGGAAUAUUUUAACUCUCGCUAUAACAUGGACCGUAUCCCUGAACGUCGUGAGUCUCGCGUGUGACCUAAAAUCUACAUACAUAGCAGCAUUUACAUCUGACAAUUCAUUGUACGUGUUUACGCCACAAAGUGCAACACCCGUUUAUAAGAAAACAUGCCUUAUCGAAAAUACCAGUUCUGUAUUAGCGGCUACUUUUGUACCUCAUCUGCAAGAAAAACGUGAUCCUUCCUUUGGCCACUGGCAACGAAAAUCGCAACUCUUCUUUUUGGAUUCGAAUCAGGAAUUGCUCACAUUGGAACCAGAAUCUGAAGCAAGUGUUUCUUUAGAGAUUAUUUCGGAUAAAGGAACCAUGCCACUGACUGCCUUUUCCAACCUUAUAGCGGCUCAAACGUCUUCGAGUAAAGAGCAGACUGUCGCGCAAGUUCAUGAACAUCUUGGUACACCAGGAAAAGGAAUGUUAAAAGAGCUACUUAGCGUGCCCGCUCACACUUUGCCGCCGCUGCGAUUGCUGUGUACGCCAUUUAUUUUGUCUCUGGCGGGACAAUCCUCAAAAAAUCAUCCCAGAAAUGCCGAGAACUCCAAAGACAACGAUGACGGUGCUCAGGAUAAUGCUUCAGAUCUAAGUGAGAACGAAGUGUCACCGCCGGCGAAGCCCGCGGUAACGCCGACAAAUGAGAAAGAGGACACGGAUAACGAUGACAACGACGUGAAACUUAUCGAUAUCGAUUGGUCCUUCCUGUCCAAUAUACUUCCCGAUCAAGACAAUAUUCCUUGAUUCCUUGAUGAUGUAAAACUUGCCGUGCAAAACUACGACGGUAAGAUAGAAUUUGUCAGUUUAAUGAGCACUCCCGUAAAAUGAAAUAUGUAACAAAUGUACAAAGUAUGUUGAAACAUUAAUUUGAAAGUGCGUGAGUGGAGUAUGUGAAAUAUAGGUGAAAUAUAUCUUUUUAAGACGGC